Periconia digitata is the source of this 1158-nucleotide messenger RNA. The record is from the annotation of a GenBank genome assembly. NCBI's taxonomy places the organism in Eukaryota, Fungi, Ascomycota, Dothideomycetes, Pleosporales, Periconiaceae.
ACCCGGCAAGCCAUGGCGGAGUCUUUAGUUGAUCCCAACUUCGACCGAUGGACUCAAAACUUCACUUUGAUCGGUCCUGAUGGCGAGCAAUUCAUCACCAACAUGGGAGAGAUUAACUUCAUGCGGGAGUGGGGAAUUCGUGUCGCUAUCAACUGGGCCUCCCAGAUUGGAGCCUCCAUCAUUCUUCUUCUCGUUCUGCUUCUUCUUACCAAGCGCGAGAAACGCAAGUCGUUGAUCUUCGUCAUCAACGCCCUCUGUCUGAUUGCGAACACGAUUCGAUCUAUCCUUCAGUGCAUCUGGCUUACAACGGAGUUCUACAACCCAUAUACCGUUGUCUCGAACGACUACUCGCGCGUAACCAGUACCAACUAUGGAACCACGGUCGCAUCUAACACAGUCCUCCUGAUCUUGGUCAUCCUCAUCAUGAUAUCUCUCAGUCUUCAAGUUUGGGUUGUCUGCGUCACACUGAAGCCAAUGCACAAAUGGGUCAUCAUGGGCGGCACUACUGCCGUUGCCCUUGUUGCCAUCGGAUUCCGUUUCGCCGUCUCCGUCAUCGGCAACAUCCAGACCUUACAACAGGAAACCAUGAUUGAGUACAUCGACCUCACUAUGCACAUGCAUAUCACACAAGCAGUUGCUGUUUGGGUCUAUUCGUGCGUCUUUACAUUCAAGCUCGGCCAGGCUAUCCUACAGCGCAAGCGCAUGAACAUGACUCAGUUUGGUCCCAUGCAAAUCAUCUUCAUCAUGGGUUGCCAGACAAUGAUUGUACCAGCAAUUUUCACUUCUCUUCAAUUCUACGACGACGUCCCCGAGCUAGCAUCUCAAAGCUACACCAUCAUCUGCAUUUUCCUGCCUCUUUCCGCCAUCUGGGCUGGUUUGGUCACGCGCGACAACUCGAUUGGGUACGACGGUGCUGACGGACAUCAACGCCUUCUUCGCGAUCAGUUCGUUCGCACCCCUACGUCAUCAGCUAAUGGCAGCAAGAUCGUCGAGAAAGGAAUGGCAAAGUCUACCUACAGCACCUACGGUGGCAGUUCUAAGGACCCGGAGAGUCCCGUCGCGAUGAGAAAUGGCUCAACUGCAGGAAAUGCGAUAUUUGUUGAUAGGGAUUGGAGUGUUGAUGAGGUCGAAGCUUCGGGCAAGAGGACAGCAGUCUAG